Phasianus colchicus (ring-necked pheasant) is the source of this 10176-nucleotide messenger RNA. RefSeq names its product pappalysin 1 (gene PAPPA). The record is from RefSeq and is a predicted model, not a curated record. Gene Ontology annotation, biological process: cell surface receptor signaling pathway; proteolysis. NCBI's taxonomy places the organism in Eukaryota, Metazoa, Chordata, Aves, Galliformes, Phasianidae. Gene Ontology annotation, molecular function: metalloendopeptidase activity.
AGCAGGAAAAAGAAAGAAAGAAAAAGAAAAAAAGAAAAGAAAAAGCAACUGAGAAGGGUUAUAAAAAGAGCAAAUACCAAGAAGGGUGAACAAGAGAAGAAAGUCAAGGCAAGGAGGAGCCCAAAGCUGGCAGAUCGGGAGGAUUUGCAGGGGAGAAGGGGGGGGAAGAUUGGAAAUGCAGCUCUGGAGUUUGCUGCUGCCUCUUGCGCUUCUCUGUACAGCCCUAGCCAGUGGACCCGAAUGUGGGAUGGACGAGCGCUCCCGCAGGGCGAGAAGGGACACCAGGCACAGCCGCCAGCUCCUCUACACUGCCCCGGGCACCUGUGCCACCAGGUUAGCCCGAGGAAGGCGCUCCACUGCUGGGCUGGAGCCUGGGCAUGUCCCCCGCAGGAGGCAACAGCGGGAGGUAGAGGACGGCGAGGAGUCCCUUACCCCGAGCAGGGCGCUCUAUUUCAGUGGACAAGGUGAUCAGCUGCGGCUGAAGGCAGACAUUGAGCUGCCCCGAGAUGCCUUCACUUUGCAAGUGUGGCUGAAAGCUGAAGGAGGACAGAGAUCUCCGGCUGUCAUUGCAGGACUGUAUGACAAAUGUUCUUACACCUCCCGUGACCGAGGAUGGGUCCUGGGGAUUAACACCGUCAGUGACCAGGGGAAUAGAGACCCCCGCUAUUUCUUCUCUCUGAAGACAGACCGUGCUCGCAAAGUGACCACCAUUGCAGCACAUCGCAGCUACCUCCCCAACCAGUGGGUUCACCUGGCUGCCACGUACGAUGGGCACCUGAUGAAACUCUACGUCAAUGGUGCCCAGGUAGCCACAAGCGGAGAGCAGGUGGGCAGCAUCUUCAGUCUUCUGACGUUGAAGUGCAAGGUGCUCAUGGUUGGAGGAAAUGCCCUGAACCAGAACUAUCGGGGUUAUGUGGAGCACUUCAGCCUCUGGAGGACAGCCAGGUCUCAGAAGGAGAUCUUGUUGGACAUGGGCCAGGCUAUUCACAGACAAGACAUGCCUCUACCUCAGCUAGUUCUUCAAGACAGUUUACUGAAUGUGAAAAACACCUGGUCUCCCAUGAAGGAUGGCAGCAGUCCUCAGAGCAAGUCCAGCUACCAUCACGGCUAUUUGCUGGAUACCAGCCUAGAGCCUCCUCUCUGUGGACAGACAGUCUGUGACAACACGGAUGUCAUUGCCAGCUACAACAAACUCCCCAGCUUCCGCCGUAACAAGAUCGUUCGCUACCGUGUGGUAAAUCUCUACGACGACAAACACCAGAACCCCACAGUCAGCCAGCAGCAGAUCGAGUUCCAGCACCAGCAUUUAAAUGAGGCUUUCAGCCGCUACAACAUCACCUGGGAGCUGGAGGUGCUGGAGGUGAAGAACUCAUCCCUUCGGCACCGACUCAUCCUGGCCAACUGUGAUAUCAGCAAGAUCGGGGACGAGAACUGCGAUCCUGAGUGCAACCACACCUUGACCGGGUACGACGGAGGAGACUGCCGGCAUGUACGCCACACGCUCUUCAACAAGAAGAAGCAGAACGGAGUGUGUGACAUGGAUUGCAAUUACGAGAGGUACAACUUCGAUGGUGGGGAGUGCUGCAACCCGGAGAUAACAGAAGUCACCAAGACGUGCUUUGACCCAUACUCUCCAUACAGAGCAUACUUAGAUGUCAAUGAACUGAAGAACAUCCUCAAACUGGAUGGAUCCACACACCUCAACAUCUUCUUUGCCAACUCCUCUGAGGAAGAGCUGGCUGGAGUGGCAACUUGGCCCUGGGACAAGGAGGCCUUGAUGCAUCUAGGUGGCAUUGUGCUGAAUCCUUCCUUCUAUGGCAUUCCUGGUCACACGCAUACAAUGAUCCAUGAAAUUGGGCACAGCUUGGGGCUCUACCACGUCUUCCGGGGGAUCUCAGAGAUCCUGUCCUGCAGUGAUCCAUGCAUGGAAACAGAGCCCUCCUUCGAGACCGGGGACCUCUGCAGAGACACCAACCCUGCUCCUAAGCACAAGCUGUGUGGGGAUCCCGGACCUGGCAAUGACACGUGUGGCUUUCACAGUUUCUUAAACACACCGUUCAGUAACUUCAUGAGCUAUGCAGACGAUGACUGCACCGACUCCUUCACACCCAACCAAGUGGCCAGGAUGCACUGCUACUUGGACCUGGUCUAUCAGAGCUGGCAGCCGGCAAAGAAACCAGCUCCUGUCGCCAUUGCCCCCCAGAUCGUGGCUCGGACCCCAACCUCUGUCACCCUGGAGUGGUUUCCACCCAUCGAUGGGCACUUCUUUGAAAGAGAAGUGGGAUCAGCAUGUGAUCUGUGCGUGGAGGGAAGAGUCCUGGUGCAGUAUGCCUUCAGCGCCUCGUCCCCAAUGCCCUGCGAUCCCUCGGGGCACUGGAGCCCACGGGAAGCAGAAGGGCACCCUGAUGUUGAACAGCCUUGUAAAUCCAGCGUCCGGACGUGGAGCCCCAACUCAGCUGUCAACCAGCACACGGUGCCCCCCGCCUGCCCCGAGCCCCAGGGCUGCUACCUGCAGCUGGAGUUCCGCUACCCCCUGACUCCGGAGUCCCUCACAGUGUGGGUGACAUUUGUUUCCCCCGACUGGGACUCCAGCGGAGCGGUGAAUGAUGUCAAGUUGCUCACUGUCAGUGGGAAGAACAUCUCUCUUGGGCCGCAGAACGUCUUCUGUGACAUCCCUCUGACCAUCAAGCUGGACGCAGGACAGGUGGGCGAAGAGGUGUACGGCAUCCAGAUCUACACUCUGGAUGAGCACUUGGAAAUCGAUGCUGCCAUGCUGAGCUCCGUCCCCCACAGCACGCUGUGCACAGACUGCAAACCCAUCCAAUACAAAGUGGUUCGAGACCCUCCUUUCCAGUCCGGAUCUCCCGCUGUCAUCUCGAACCUCAGCAGAAGAUUCGUUGACAUGGAGCUGAGCGACAGCACCACGUACACCUACCAGGUCAUCGUUGUUUCCGGGGCAGAACAGAGUGAGCCCUCCCCAGCACUUGUCUACGUCUCUGGGAGUGGGUACUGUGGAGAUGGAGUUAUCCAAACAGACCUGGGGGAAGAAUGUGAUGACAUGAAUAAGAUCAAUGGUGACGGCUGCUCCCUGUUCUGCCUGCAGGAGUUAUCCUUUAAUUGCAUUGAUGAACCCAGCAGGUGUUAUUUCCACGACGGCGAUGGAGUAUGCGAGGAAUUUGAGCAAAUGACCAGCAUCAAAGACUGCGGCGUUUACACUCCCAAAGGCUUCCUGGAUCAGUGGGCUUCCAACGUCUCCGUCUCCCAUCACAGCGACCAGCAGUGCCCAGGCUGGGUGGUCAUCGGUCAGCCAGCAGCAACCCAGACGUGUCGCACGAAGGUGAUUGACUUGAACGAUGGUGUUUCCCAGUAUGCCUGGUAUCCCUGCACUGCCAACUUCCAGUACUCCCACAUGGCACAGACCAUUUUCUGGCUAAAGGCUUACUUUUCCACGCCGAUGGUGGCUGCAGCAGUCCUUGUCCACUUGGUAACUGAUGGGACCUAUUACCUGGAUCAGAAGCAGGAGACCAUUGGUGUGCAGCUUUUUGACACCAAAGAGCAAAGCCACGAUCUCGGUGUCCACGUCCUGAGCUGCAGGAACAAUCCCCUGAUUAUCCCCGUCAUCCAUGACCUCAGUCACCCUUUUUAUCACACCCAGGCUGUCCUCAUUAGCUUCAGCUCCCAGUUUGUGGCCAUCUCCGGGGUGGCCCUGCGUUCCUUCCACAACUUCGACCCCAUCACCGUCAGCAGCUGCCAGCGAGGACAGACGUACAGCCCAGCAGAGCAGAGCUGUGUCCAUUACUCCUGCGAAGCCACAGACUGCCAGAAGCUGGAGAUUGACAACGCCUUGCUGAACUGCACCGGGGGUGGGUGGUACAACGGAGCCCAGUGCAACGUGAGCUGCAGGACGGGCUACAUUCUGCAAGUCCAGAGAGAUGACGAUCUCAGCAAGAGCCAGAUGGAGUCCAGCACCACCAUGACCUGCACGGAUGGGAAGUGGAGCAAGCAGGUGACCUGUGAGCCCGUGGACUGUGGUGUCCCAGACCAAUACCAUGUCUACCCAGCCACAUUCAACUGCAGUGAGGGGACCACCUUUGGCAAGAAAUGCUCCUUCACGUGCCGACCUCCUGCUCUUCUAAAAGGGAACAACAGCAACUUGACCUGCAUGGAGGAUGGGCUGUGGUCCUUUCCAGAGGCUCUGUGUGAACUGAUGUGUCGAGCACCCUCCAUCGUCCCUAAUGCAGAUCUUCAGACUACUCGUUGCCUGGAAGAUAAGCACAAAGUGGGCUCAUUUUGCAAGUACAAAUGCAAACCAGGUUACCAUGUCCCUGGAUCCUCCAGAAAAGCGAGAAAGCGGGCCUUUAAGAUCCAGUGCACUCAGGAUGGCACAUGGCUGCCAGGUGCUUGUGUGCCUGUUACGUGUGACCCUCCGCCUUCCAAGUUCCAUGGGCUCUACCAGUGCUCCAAUGGCUUCCAGUUCAACAGCGAGUGCAGGAUCAAGUGUGAAGAUGAUGACAGUCAGUCGGGCCGUGGAAGCAACGUGAUUCACUGCCGGAAGGAUGGCACCUGGAGCGGCUCCUUUCAUCUCUGCAGGGAGAUGCAGGGCCAGUGUGCUCUGCCCACGCAGCUCAACAGCCACCUGAAGCUGCAGUGCUCCGGUGGAUACGGCAUAGGUGCAGAGUGUACCACCUCGUGCCUGGACCACAGCCAUGAGCCCAUCCUGCUGCGUGUGAACGAGACCGUGCAGGACAUCCAGCAUUGGAUGAACCCCCAGAGAGUGAAGAGCGUUGUCUGCACAGCGGGACUCAAGUGGUACCCUCACCCUUCCCUGAUUCAUUGUGUCAAAGGCUGUGAGCCUUUCAUGGGAGACAACUACUGUGAUUCCAUCAACAACCGAGCCUUCUGCAACUAUGAUGGUGGGGACUGCUGUGCCUCAACAGUCAAGACCAAAAAGGUUACUCCCUUCCCUAUGUCCUGUGACCUACAAGGAGAGUGUGCUUGCCGGGACCCCAACGCCCAAGAGCACAACCAGAAAGAUCUCCGUGGCUUCAGUCUUGGGUAACGCCGAACGACGUGGAAUGGAGGACCACACUGCUCAAGGCAGGCUAGGAGAGACACCACAUCCCUUUUGGUAUCAUUUUUAACAUUUAGCUGCUCAACUGGAUGGCAUUUCUGCACCAGAGACCCUUAGAAUUCAACCAGUCUGCCUUUAAUUUUUGUCCAAGGAGAACUCAAAGUAGGGGUUUAUGUAUUAACUAUAUCUUAAAUAGCGAUGACAAGAAACAACCAAGAGUCAAGUCGAGAAGACAUUCAUGUAUCAAAACAGCAUGUUAUGCCCACCUAAUUUGAACAGUUCAUAUCUAGAUUUAAGGCGAGAAACAAGCUAUUUAUGUACACAUAUUUAUAGAAAUAAGUAGAGAAAGAGAGAAAGAGUGAGAGAUUAUGAUCAACGCAAAAACACUUUCCCCUCUCCAGCACUCACAACUCAGACCAUGUGUGGAAGAGGCUGUGCUCUUGGAGGACUCCGGGCUGAGCCUUUUCUGAUGCUGAAUGCCAAGGUAUCUCAUGCUCGGGGCACUGAUACUGGGGUGGGGUCUCUGCAGGGCUGUGCCUCUUGGCAAGUGACUUGCCAGGUGCCCAGUCGGCUCGAGACGUGGGACUCAUCUGCUCCUCACAAGAACGCUACUUCCAGCCAGAGAGCUCAGCAGACUGCAGUGAUCUUUCUGUACAGCUCCUCCUUCUCCCCCCUACCCUCAAAAAGCAAACAAAAAGCCCCCUUGUUGCCCGGCCAGAAGCCAAAGGGAUGUUUCUCUGUGGAGGUGGGCAAGUGGUCCCACUGUGGAGCCAGGGAGUGGGGAGUCACGACUGGCAUUGAGGAAUGUGGACGAUUGCUUCUGAGGAGCAGAGAGGGUAACUCGCCCCCACACUUGUCAUUUGAGCAUGUCUGCUGCUGCUACUGCUGCUGCUAUGUCCCAUACAACUAGUUUCCUUACUGUGUCAGGACAGGGUGAAAACAACCCCAUGCAACCAAACAGUCUGCCUUAAAGCUUAACCUAUAACCUGCCUUUCAAACCCUCUGGUCUCUUCCUCAGCAUUGGGGCAAGAAAACAGGACACCAGCCAGCCAAAGGAAUCUGCUUUUUGGUCUCCACCCACCCAAGAGGUUCUCUAAACCUCCUCCAUCCCACUCUUAUGGCUGUGUAUAUUUAACAACUGCUUCAUGCUCUUGUUUUCCUAGGAGAGGGGAAGAGGAGGAAGUAUGUAUUGUGGGGAGACAGUAUUAAAAUUUUGGUCAUAUUUGUCAGUAUUAAGCAUCCAGGCCUGUAGGUCAGAUAUCUUUGAAAGACCGGGAGCUUAGCUGCUUGUAAUCUUCCAGCAGGAAGGGCAUUAGCUGCAGCAGCUCUCAUAAUUCCCUUUCAUAUAGCUCCAUCCUCCUGUUUCAGCCCAGAGGGGCUCAUGUUGUGCCAGACUCUUGUGGGGCUCAUUUCAUCAUAGGGUUCAUCAUCACAUUGAGUCACUGAGAUGCCCAGUGCAUCUUAGUGCUAUUGCUGCUGUUAAAACCAUCCCACAUAAAGCCUAGAGAUGUCUUCAGCGUGGCCUGGACUUGUCUCCUGCUGCUUUGGGUUCCUGCUGCAAGGAGCACACAUCUGAAAGAGCAUCUUCCCAAAUGUUAAUUCUUCCUGUUCCUUGGGACUCUCCUGCUUUGUACAAUCUACUGGGAAAGGACAAGUUGGAAAGAUAUUUUCCUUCUCCUGCCUUUUUGAAUAUUCAGGCACUACAGCAAGGCAGAAAUCUUAAGGGAAAUCAUUUAGCUCAUGGAGAUGGAUGUAAAGAUAGAUAGGAAAACUAGAAAUGGAAAAUUGAUACUUGUAGGUGCAAAGAGCCAGGCUCUUCUCACCCACUAUUGGGGUCACCUCUAUGGGAAUAACCUGGAGAAUAAUCUCACAACCUAAAAUCUGGAGGCCUGGAGAGCAGAUGAGCAUAAGAAGGUGAGGAGCUGUCUGUUGGGAAGCUCUUGGAGAGGGCCUGGCCGUGGGAGCCGUGCGGAUGGCUCUGUACCCACUGUGCAGGGCUAUGGGGAAAGGGUGAUGCAGUGGGAUCAGGGCUCCUUCUAUGGAGCAAAGCUGAAUGGCUGCCAGUGUAGAGAGCAUUAGCAAAAACUGGUCCCUGGGCAAACUUCCACUUGUGCUUCUUGCCGCCUAAUUAACAAUGGAAAUAAGUAAUUGGGAGAAGGUUGCUUCCUUCUCAGUCAUUCAUCCUCCUUUCUGCUGGUAAUUGGUUCAUGCGCCAUCCAGCCCAUCGGAGGAGCACAGCACCUCUAAACCCUACAGGCUGUCAGCACAUCAGCACCUGAGGCGUCUUGGCAGGAACUCUCCCAUCCACACCACCCUGAUUUCAGCCUUGCAGGAAGCCCCACUUCAGGCCCUGCAUGCAUCCUGAUGGCAGACCAGUUUACAACACUCCUUUAUCAGUUCUGCAGCUCAGCAUGGAGAAGAUUUUCCAUCUGCUUUUCCCACCUAGGAAUUGCCCAAGAGAGACAGGUCUGUGUUAGCGUUAUUGCCACUUGCUGCUGUGGGCUCAGGGUCUUCUGAGUGACUCUGUCCAGCCAGGGCCAGCCUCUGCUCGCAGCAGUCCGGGGACAACCAGGUCCCUUCCCCGCACGGAGGCUUUCCAUGCUGCUAUUUGAUAUAUUAUUUUUUUUUCCAUUUUUGGCACUGUCCAUCUCCUCCAGAGGGGCUGAGAGUACCGCGAGCAGAGAUGCUGCUCUGAGUCACGUUAACUCAUGUUAAGAACGCUACAUUUUGAUUUUCCAAGGAGAUCAGAUUGCAUUAAGGGGAACAAGGAGAGGGGACUCGUGGGAUGUGAAUACCUGACCAACUGGAUGGCCUUGCAGCACCUACUGCUGUAAGGGCCUUGAUUGCCUGGUAGAGUCCUGGGGGAUGAGCCUUCAUGAUGGUGAUGGACAUCGAGUGGGAGAUGAGAGGAUGACACAGGGUGAAAUUGAACAAGAAAAUUGGGGGAAUAGGAGAAGGUGCUCAUGCUGAUGAAAUUUAGCUGCUUAUGAAGUCCAGGUCACAUCGGUGCCAAGAGCAUCUCUGUCACAGACUGUGAGCCAAGGCUGCACCCAAAGGGCCACCAGUGGUCUCCAUGGCCAGCAGGAGGGCAAGCUGGAGCAGAAAGCAGUGAAUGGUGCGGGAUGGGGUGGGAAACUCCUAUCAGCUGCUACCCCACUCCCUCCCCACCCUCUCGCAGAUGGGCUGAGCUGGUGUCAUCCCGCUUUUCUUGCAUCUCCUGCUGUCCCCUCCCAGGCUGAGAAAGGAGGAUGGCACCAGAGGACUCUUGGAGUCGGGUUCCAGCUACCUCCCUUCCGGUUUCGGUUUCACUUGGUUGUAACUGUCGGUUUGUUCUAGGUUUUACCUGUGUUUAAGAAAAAAAAAAAAAAAAGAAAAAAAAAAAGAAAAAAAAAGAAAAAAAGAGAAAAAGAAAGCCAAUAGCCAACAAAAGUUUCUUGCUACAAAGGAUUCAAGUGGGAAAAAAAAAAAACAACAACAAAAAUAGGAGAAAAGAAAACCCACAUAAUCCAAAUCCAAGAAGAGAGAAGAGCAAAGCCUAUUUUUGUGAGUUUGAAAGGAAAACACUGAUUCUGCCAGCUGAGUAGAGGUAGAUACUUAAGUGUAGAUUUCCCUAGAAGUACUGUGAGGUUUUAUAACAUUGUCUGGUUUUGUUUUCCUUGUGCUUUGUGAUAAGUCCAGGAACUAAGACUAAGGUAUUUUUUUCCCCUGGUAUAUUGUUGUUUGGGGGGAGGGUGGUGUUUAUUUUUUUUUUUUCCAGAUUAUUUUUGGUUGGUUUGUUUGUUUUUUUAAGCGAGUAUUUGUGCUCAUUUUUACAUUAACCAACUGUACAUACACGUAUAACCAGUAUUUCAGUGUGCUCUAAUUACUGCACUCAGAAGCACUGCACAGUCUGAAUCCCGAAGAGUUGCAAGAGGUUGGGAAUGAGUGGGAGGAGAUAGGUGAUCCCAUUAGUGGUGUGCUGAUGUCUGCACUCCUGCCCCAUCAAUCCCAAUUGAGGCCAAGCUAGAAAACAGGAGGUGUUGCAGUGAGGUCAGGUGAGGCUGGGAUGCCCAAGGGUAUUUCAGAGCUGGAGAUCUGUCCUUUUAAUUUUUUUGGAUGCCAUGGAAAUCACCACCUCUUUGGCCUCGUCUGACCUCCCCUGCUCAAUCCAUGAUGCCUCACUGACACUCGGUGGGUGUGUUUGGGUCAAUGGGAGGAGACCCUCUGCCCAGCUUAGACAGCACUCUCCAUACCGUCAUGGUUGUGAUCUCAGUGGUCCCAUGUAAGUUUCAGUGGUGCAAUGAAGGUGAUACCCUUCACAUUUGUUCCAUGCCAUCCCAUCCUCCAGCUGUGGCCAUCUCCCUUGAGUGGGCAGCUGGCCUUGUUGUGCACCUUCAAGGCCAGGGACGAGUCCUCUUGUCUCUGGAAGUUGCUGACCACUGAGGUCAAUGGGAGCAUGAACCGAAGCUCUGAUGACCAAGGCCCCAGCAGGCCCAGGUGGCCCAAGAUGUUUUUUCUUGGAGCUAUGGCUCAUUUGGGCAAUCGGAGUUCGUGUUGGGCUGUUCUUGCCACCUGGGGAACCAGUGUUCAAAGCCGCUGGUCGUGUCAGCAGGAGCAGAGCAGGGCCUAAGGUUUUGUUUCAGUUUUAGUUUUGCAAGCGGAUUUUUUCCCCUUUUCACCUGAUCUACACAUCCAAGAUUCAUUAAGAAUAAUAAUCGCUUCUUCUGAGGCCAGAACCAAGAGCUUGCGUUGGCUUCACGUGACAGACGAGGAUCUUGGUGCUACUUGGUGUUGUUAGUCCUGUUAGGUCGAGAUGCAGAGCUAUGAGUCCAAUUUGUCUUCGGUUCCCAUUCUGGCUUGGGUUGGUCUUUUGUUUUUUUCAUUCGUUUGGUGAGGCCACAAUUCAGCCACCAGUUUCCAUCUUCUGAGUGUGAAGAACCAGGGCUUUAAUGAAACAUUUCACCAGCAAUUAAAGAGGGAAUUGGAACCAUUGUGGAACUUGCAUUGUACGGCCUCUGUAAUUACGUACCUGUCUGCAGAUGAUAGGCUGAAUUUUGCUUCCACCAAGUCAACAGGGGUUUUUGUUGUUGUUGUUGUUGUUGUUGUUGACUUCACUGGGAGCAGGA